AUGGGUAUACCGCCUGCCGUUGGUGUCAACUCGACAAGGGCAUGUCCACUGAAAUCGACCAAUUCAGCAUACACAUCCAUAUCCAUUUACUGCAAUCGCGGGGGAAAGAAGGAGUGCGGUCGAGGAUCUAUGUCACUCGUUCGGCAGGAACCUGCUCCCAAGAAAGUAGUCAAAGAGACGGGUCUGAACGGUAUCGCGGCUCCGGAGGUGGAGUUCAAGGUUGUAGAGAAUAAGAUGAGUCAGAAGGAGAGGAAGAAGGCGAAUGCUGAGGAAAGAGCCAGAGCUGAGUAUUGA
Messenger RNA from Cadophora gregata, 294 nucleotides. RefSeq lists its product as uncharacterized. The transcript is spliced from 2 exons. Lineage: Eukaryota; Fungi; Ascomycota; Leotiomycetes; Helotiales; Ploettnerulaceae. Bases 1 to 294 code for a protein of 97 amino acids. The record is from RefSeq and is a predicted model, not a curated record.